GCUCUCGAAAGCGAUCCGUCUUCGCGUCCGUCGUUGGGCUUCAUUUGCGUUGUUGUUUCCUUCCUCCGCUCUUCAUUUGAGGCUCGAAGAAGGGGAAGAAGGCGGCGAAGGGGAGCGAGGGAGAGAGGGAUAAGAGAAGAGAGGGGGUUUGCGCUCUCCGGGGUUCCAUCGAGGCGACGGGAGGCGCGGCGCCAGCUCGAGAUCCAGGCUUCGUGUCGGUUCCUGGAAGCAUUUUUCGCGUUCAUUUCUCUCGUCCCCCCGCCGCCUCUGACAUCUUUCCCCGGGUUUCGCGGUAUUCGAUCUAGGGUUUUUGAGGAAGGUGGAGCCAUCGGAGCUUCGGUUUCAUUUAUUGUGGCAUUUCGAGCUUCUAGGCUGCUCUCCUUGGCUGCGGUUCUCGGAGGCCUGCAGAAGGGCUAGGGCUUGGGGUUUUGAUUUCCUGGAGGCAGGGCGGGGGUCGACUUGCCUCGAUUUCAAUCAGAUUUUGGUUUUUAAAUCGUUGCCGUGACCAUUCGGUGGAAGCUAGGGUUUUUGCUGCCAAUAUUCUGGCAGUUAUCGAUUUGUUUAAGCUAUGCAGGACUGAGUAUCCAAUAUUGCCAGAAAAAGUUUUAUAUUGAAGUCUCUCAUUGAUGGAUCUUGAGCUAUGGUUUUGUCCGAAAUAAGAUACCUUUAUCAUUAGUGAGAAAUAAUCAUUAUGUGAAUUUUGAAUGGUUUAUUUUCUGAAUCCAGUAUUCAAAUAAGUCCGCCUAUUUAUGAAUUACUUUAUGAAGGCUAUUUCGUUCGUCCGGGAGAAUUGGUACUGUAGCAAGAUUGAAAUUUUGAGUUUGAUAUUUUAUUUUAGUCUACAGUGCUGAAGGACAAAUACUGGAAUUUAUUUAAAUGCUGUGAUGGGGAAAGCACAAAAGUUCUCAAAAGGAUACCCUUCUGGCUUUGGUCCGGACUACCAUCAUGUAGGGGAUACUAUGGGUGAGUCUGAAGGUUUCGGUAGCUGUGGUCGUGCCGGCUCAGAGGAUUCUUCUGCCCCUAAGAGGAAGUGCAUAAGCUUGAAUGCGGACAGAUGUGACAAAUUUGAUAUCCCAUUUGAGCUAUUUUCACUUUCAAAGAUGUCCAGGUCUGAGAAGAAAGACUUGGAGGUGAGACUUAGAAGGGAACUCGAGCAGGUUCGAAUGUUUCAGAAGAAAAUGCUCUCUAGCAAUGCAACAGGCACUAAUGGGGUUGCUUUUUCAUCCUCCAGUGAUGGGUAUGUAAAAAAAGGGGAUCCGUUGGGCCAGAAUGGUUCAAAUUUGAAGUGUGUUAACUCUGGAAAAUUUGAGAUGGCAAAGAAGGUGCAACAUACAAAUAUAAUUAGCAACCCAUAUUCUAUUCUAAUGAAACAGUGUGAGACACUUCUCAAGCGCCUGAUGAGCCAUCAAUAUGGAUGGGUAUUUAACACUCCUGUUGAUGUAGUGAAGUUGAAUAUUCCAGAUUACUCUCAAGUUAUCAAACAUCCAAUGGAUUUGGGAACCAUCAAGACUAGGAUAGGAUUAGGUAGCUAUUCCAGCCCAUGGGAUUUUGUUUCUGAUGUCAGGCUUACUUUCACCAACGCGAAGACCUAUAAUCCACCUGGUAAUGAUGUACAUAUUAUGGCAGACACUAUGAGUAAGUUCUUUGAAACAAGAUGGAAGCCGAUUGAAAAAAAAUUGGUUGCUGCUGAUGCUGCUGCUAGUAAAGAAGCAGAAACUCCAAAGCCAGUUCUGCGGCCAAACAAGAGGAAAUCUCCCCCUCACAACAAUAAUAUUAUCCUCCCAGAGGAUGUGAGGCCGAAAAUGACAAUUGAGGAGAAACAGAGCCUAAGUAGGCGCCUAGCAUCUCUAGGAGACAUGCCCGAACAUAUGGUUAACUUUUUGAGAAGGAACAAUGCAGUGAGCCAUACUAGCGAGGAUGAGAUAGAGCUUGAUUUAGAUGCAAUGAGUGAUGAUUUACUAUUUGAAUUAAGGAAGCUUUUGGAAGAAUAUUGUCUUGGGGAACGAUUAAGGGUCCAAGCUAAAGCUGAGACUUAUGAAGUUGAGAUUUUAAAUGAAUCAGGACUUAGCAAUUCAUCGAUGCAUGCUUGCAAAGGCAAUGAACCAGCCGAGGAGGAUGUUGAUAUUGUUGGCAAUGAUCCUCCUGUUUCAAGUUAUCCUCCUGUGGUGAUAGAAAAAGAUGCUAUGCUAAGAAGCGGAAAAUGUAGUAGUUCCAAUAGUUCAAGUAGUGAUUCUGGUUCAUCAUCCAGCGAUUCAGAUUCUGGUAGUUCCUCUGAAAGUGAAUCAGACAAUAAAGUUACUAGUCCCAAGAAGGAUAUGAAGAAAAGUAUUCUGUCCGGGCAAGCUUUGGACCAAGAAAUAAGUGAUUUAUCAAAUCCACGUGAUGGAAACAGAACUUCAGAGGGUACAAAUCAACAAGAACAAGUAGCGCAUCCAAAACCUGAAUCUGUUGUGAUAGAACAAAACAGGGAGGGGGACAAUGCUCCAUCUGAAAGGCAGUUCUCCCCUGAAAAGCUCUAUCGGGCAGCUAUUCUGAAAAGUCGCUUUGCUGACACAAUUCUUAAAGCUCGUGAGAAGACUCUAGAUCAGGGUGAGAGUAGAGACCCAGAGAAGCUUCGACGUGAGAGGGAGGAGCUUGAAAGGCAGAAAAGAGAAGAGAGAGCCAGGCUGCAAGCAGAAGCUAAAGCUGCUGAAGAGGCUCGACGUCUAGUUGAAGCAGAAGCUGCAGCACAAGCUGCAGCAGAAGCUAAGCGCAAAAGGGAACUCGAAAGGGAAGCAGCACGUCAAGCCUUGCUACAGAUGGAGAAAACCGUGGAGAUAAAUGAAAGCAGUGUAUUUCUUAAAGAUCUGGAAAUACUUAGAACUGCUCCAGGUGAACACUUACCUAGUUCAGUUGGUGAGACAAGCCCGGAUCGCUCGCCAGAGGGCAUCAGUGGCUUUCAACUUGGGGGAAGCAACCCUUUGGAACAGCUUGGUUUAUACAUGAAGGCCGAUGAUGAAGAGGACGAAGAAGUUGAGCCAAAUAGUGCUACUGCCAAUGAUGCUGAGGAAGGAGAAAUUGAUUGAUGGUUUUCAGCUCUGGUUACUAUGGUAUGCCUGUUGACUAAAUUUUGAUGAGGUUAAUUUAUGCGCCAUGGCGUGGCAUACUAUGGUGAACUAGGUAGGUGUAUGUUUGUCUGAAUAUUCAGACACCUUCAGUUUCUUCAGACACGCACAUCAAGCACUAUGAAGAUACAUGAUUGCUGUAUGAAGAAUGUGAUAUGGGUGAUGUAGGUGGAUCUUGUUUUAGUUUAUGGCUUGUGGUUCUCGCAUCUUCAAGGUUCAUGGCUCCAGUCCCAUUAGAUGGAUCGGUGUACCUCUUCAGGAUAAGGACAAUAUCAUCCGGUGAUGGGUUGGGUAUUUGGAUCUUCCUUGGCCAUAUAUUUGAAUCAGGGGAAUUAGCAUUUGCAUGCAUCAGAUGAUAUUAGCCCAGAGCAACAGGUGGGUUUUGUAGAUUUUUGUUGAUAUUACAAUUUUGCUUGUGGCCCCAAAACUGUACAAAGACAAAUUAAAUAGUCAAAAGAACUGUUUCUAAAUCUUUUAUUCUAUCACCCACAUUCAUCUGGGGUUCCCUGC
Molecule: messenger RNA, 3614 nt
Organism: Musa acuminata AAA Group (dessert banana)
Lineage: Eukaryota; Viridiplantae; Streptophyta; Magnoliopsida; Zingiberales; Musaceae
Product: transcription factor GTE9
Exons: 10
Coding region: 885-3065 (726 amino acids)
Molecular function (GO): protein binding
Source: RefSeq, a predicted model, not a curated record